Molecule: messenger RNA, 2358 nt
Organism: Rangifer tarandus platyrhynchus (Svalbard reindeer)
Lineage: Eukaryota; Metazoa; Chordata; Mammalia; Artiodactyla; Cervidae
Source: the annotation of a GenBank genome assembly
AUGGGGCUGCAGCCCCUGGAGUUCAGCGACUGCUACCUCGACAGCCCGUGGUUCCGGGAGAGGAUCCGUGCCCACGAAGCGGAGCUGGAGAGGACCAACAAGUUCAUCAAAGAGCUCAUCAAGGACGGCAAGAACCUCAUCGCCGCGACCAAAAGUCUCUCGGCAGCCCAGCGGAAGUUCGCGCACUCCCUCAGAGACUUCAAAUUCGAGUUCAUCGGAGAUGCAGAGACCGAUGAUGAACGCUGCAUAGAUGCUUCCUUGCGUGAAUUUUCUAAUUUUUUGAAGAAUCUGGAAGAACAGAGGGAAAUCAUGGCAUUAAGUGUCACCGAAACCCUGAUUAAACCCUUGGAAAAAUUCAGAAAAGAGCAACUCGGAGCUGUCAAGGAAGAAAAAAAGAAGUUUGACAAAGAGACUGAAAGGAACUAUAGCCUAAUUGAUAAACAUUUGAAUUUAUCAGCAAAAAAGAAAGACUCACAUUUGCAAGAGGCAGAUAUCCAAGUGGAACAGAACCGGCAACACUUUUACGAACUGUCUCUUGAAUAUGUGUGUAAGCUUCAGGAAAUCCAAGAAAGGAAGAAGUUUGAGUUUGUGGAACCCAUGCUGUCAUUUUUUCAGGGAAUGUUUACUUUCUAUCAUCAGGGCCAUGAACUUGCCAAAGACUUCAAUCACUACAAAAUGGAACUGCAGAUCAACAUUCAGAAUACACGGAAUCGUUUUGAAGGAACAAGGUCAGAAGUGGAAGAACUUAUGAACAAGAUCAGACAGAAUCCCAAGGACCACAAACGAGCAAGUCAGUUCACAGCGGAAGGCUACCUGUAUGUACAGGAAAAAAGGCCUCCUCCAUUCGGUUCCAGCUGGGUCAAACACUACUGCAUGUAUCGGAAAGCGGCCAAGAAGUUCACCAUGAUCCCGUUUGAGCACAGAUCCGGGGGGAAGCUUGGGGAUGGAGAGGUCUUCUUUUUGAAAGAAUGUACCAGGAGACAUACUGACUCCAUUGACAGAAGGUUUUGCUUUGACGUGGAAGCUGCUGACCGGCCUGGUGUUUCCUUGACCAUGCAGGCGUUUUCCGAAGAAGAGAGGAUGCAGUGGUUGGAAGUUCUGGGUGGAAAAGAAGCUCUGUUCCCUAGUUUUAAUAGAGCCAUCAUCCCAAGACCAGAAGGAAGUGCACAAUUGGAUAAGAUGGGAUUCACAAUUCUUAGAAAAUGCAUCCGUGCAGUUGAAACACGAGGUAUAAAUGACCAAGGAUUGUAUCGAGUUGUGGGGGUGAGUUCAAAGGUCCAGAGACUUCUGAGUAUGUUGAUGGAUGUGAAGACCUGCAAUGAGGUAGACCUGGAGAAUUCCAUAGACUGGGAAGUGAAGACAAUAACAAGUGCCCUGAAGCAGUAUUUGAGGAGUCUUCCAGAGCCGCUAAUGACCUAUGAGUUACAUGGAGAUUUCAUUGUUCCAGCCAAAAGCGGCAGCCCGGAAUCUCGUGUUAAUGCUAUCCAUUUCUUGGUACACAAACUGCCAGAAAAAAAUAAAGAAAUGUUGGAUAUUCUGGUGAAACACUUAACUAAUGUUUCAAAUCACUCCAAGCAGAACCUCAUGACCGUGGCAAAUUUAGGAGUGGUGUUUGGACCAACUCUCAUGAGGCCACAGGAAGAAACUGUUGCUGCCAUCAUGGAUUUGAAGUUUCAGAACAUUGUUGUGGAAAUUUUAAUUGAAAACCAUGAAAAGAUUUUUAGGACCCUGCCUGAUGCCACAUUGCCUGAGCCAGUCCCCCUGUCAGCACCCCCAAAUGCUCCGCCAAGACAAUCGAAGAGGCAAGGCCAGAGGACUAAGAGACCCGUGGCUGUAUAUAACCUCUGUCUUGAACUAGAAGAUGGUGACCGUCCCAGUCUUCCUAAGGAGGACACCCCUCCCAGCAGCCUGGACUCACUUUCCUCGCCAUCUCCCACGACUGCCACUGCCCUUGGGCCCCCUGGACCAGACAGGAACCAUCUGCUUACGGAUGGGGGCAGCUGUGGGGACUGGGCGUCCACUGCGCCAAGCCAGGCGCGAUCAUCCACAGUCCAGUGGCUUAACCCUCAAUCCCCAACCACGCCGGGCUGCAGUCCAGGUGUUACACCUCCUUCACCCAAGCUGUCACCUUUCCCCCUGUCUCUUCCUGCCACUGUAGCAGACAAGCCACCUGAAAGCGUCAUCAGUCGGAAGGCCCGGGCGGUGUACCCCUGUGAAGCGGAGCACAGCUCGGAACUGUCCUUUGAGAUUGGAGCGAUCUUUGAGGAUGUGCAAACCUCGAGGGAGCCUGGCUGGCUGGAGGGGACUUUGAAUGGCAAGAGGGGGCUGAUUCCACAGAAUUACGUCAAGCUGCUGUAG